AUGACCAACCCCGACGCCCUCAGAGACAAAUUCUACGAGGACCUGCACGCCCUCUUGGCGACUGUGUCGAAGGCGGACAAGUUAAUUGUCCUUGGUGACUUCAACGCCCGCGUCGGCACAGACCAUACUGCCUGGAGAGGAGUGCUGGGUCCUCACGGUCUCCGCGGCUCAAACGACAAUGGUGUGCUGCUUCUACGCACCUGCGCAGAACACCGCCUCAUCCUGACGAACACGUUCUUCUGUCUGCCGGAGCGAGAGAAGGCCACCUGGAGGCAUCCUCGGUCGCGCCAGUGGCACCUGCUGGACUAUGUCCUCGUCCGGAGGCGAGAUCAGCGGGACGUGCUGGUGACGAAAGCGAUCGCGGGUGCUGACGGGUGGACUGACCAUCGCCUCGUCAUCUCGAAGAUGCGUAUUCGCCUACAGCCUCGCAGAAGACCACAAGGUAAGCGACCCCCAGGUAAGCUGAAUGUUGCCUUGUUGUCUUUGCCCGCUCACCAUCUUCAUUUCAGCAAUGAGUUAGCUCAACGGUUAGACAACCCCCCCAUCGCCGAUGCCGCCGCUGCCGAGAACGCCUCCGUGGAGAAACGCUGGUGUCAACUGCGAGACACGGUCCAGUCGACGCCGCUCGCUGUCCUCGGUCGCGCUCCCCGCCAACACCAGGACUGGUUCGACGACAACGACGCCGUCAUCAGAAAUCUGCUAGCUGAGAAGAACCGCCUACACAAAGUCUACGUAGAUCAUCCCACUGAUGCCACCAAAGCUGCCUUCUACCGCAGUCGCCGCCAACUUCAACAACGACUGCGCAAGAUGCAGGACGCCUGGACCGCUCGCAAAGCUGAGGAGAUCCAAGGGUACGCGGACCGCAACGAAUGGAAGAACUUCUUCUCUGCGAUCAAAGCUGUCUACGGUCCGGCGACGAAGGGCACUGCUCCUCUCCUCAGCGCCGACGGCAACACUCUCCUGACUGAGAAGACGCAAAUCCUGCAGCGAUGGGCCGAGCAUUUCCGAGGCGUCCUCAACCGCCCUUCCGUCAUCUCCGACGCCGCCAUCGAGCGUUUGCCGUAAGUGUAGACCAACGUGGAGCUCGACCUCCCGCCAUCUCUCCAGGAAACCAUCAGGGCCGUGCAGCAGCUCUCCAGCGGGAAAGCACCCGGAUCGGACGCAAUCCCUGCUGAGGUCUACAAGCACGGAGGUCCCCAACUGAUGGAUCACCUGACUGCGCUUUUCCAAGAGAUGUGGCGUCAAGGUGAAGUCCCGCAAGAUUUCAAAGACGCAACCAUCGUGCAUCUCUACAAGCGCAAAGGGAAUCGCCAAGUCUGCGACAAUUACCGCGGCAUAUCCCUGCUGAACAUCGCCGGGAAGAUCUUCGCCCGCAUCCUUCUCAACCGCCUCAAUAACCAUCUGGAACAGGGCCUUCUGCCGGAAAGCCAGUGCGGCUUCCGUCGUCAUCGUGGGACCACGGAUAUGAUCUUCGCCGCCCGUCAACUUCAGGAGAAGUGUCAGGAGAUGCGGACCCACCUGUACUCUACCUCCGUGGACCUGACGAAAGCCUUCGACACGGUGAAUCGGGAAGGACUGUGGAAGAUUAUGCAGAAAUUCGGCUGUCCGGAGCGAUUCACUCAGAUGGUGCGUCAGCUGCACGACGGUAUGAUGGCGCGAGUCACGGACAACGGAGCUGUCUCAGAGGCAUUCGCAGUGACCAAUGGAGUGAAGCAGGGCUGCGUACUGGCGCCUACCCUCUUCAGUCUUAUGUUCUCUGCCAUGCUGAUGGACGCGUACCGCGACGAACGCCCGGGAUUCGCAUCGCCUACAGGACGGACGGUCACCUCCUGA
This is a messenger RNA of Spirometra erinaceieuropaei, 1833 nucleotides long. Lineage: Eukaryota; Metazoa; Platyhelminthes; Cestoda; Diphyllobothriidea; Diphyllobothriidae. The record is from the annotation of a GenBank genome assembly.